Carcharodon carcharias (great white shark) is the source of this 1044-nucleotide messenger RNA. The record is from the annotation of a RefSeq genome assembly. Lineage: Eukaryota; Metazoa; Chordata; Chondrichthyes; Lamniformes; Lamnidae.
AUGAAUCCCCUUGUAUUAACCAUUAUUAUCUCAAGCCUAGGUCUAGGAACUAUUCUCACAUUCAUCAGCUCUCACUGACUACUAGUCUGAAUAGGCCUUGAAAUCAACACUCUGGCCAUCCUUCCUCUAAUAAUUCACCAGCACCAUCCUCGCGCAGUAGAAGCCUCAACAAAAUAUUUUAUUACACAAGCAACCGCCUCAGCCCUACUUCUAUUCGCUAGCGCUACAAACGCCUGAACCUCAGGCGAAUGAAGCCUAAUCGAAAUAAUUAAUCCAGGCUCUGCCACACUGGCCACAAUCGCAUUAGCAUUAAAAAUCGGCUUAGCUCCCCUCCAUUUCUGACUCCCCGAAGUUCUUCAAGGCCUAAAUCUUACUACAGGCCUCAUCCUUUCCACCUGACAAAAACUUGCACCAUUUGCCGUCCUCCUACAACUCUAUCCCUCCUUAAACCCCAACCUAUUAAUUUUUCUUGGGAUGCUCUCCACCAUAGUGGGAGGAUGAGGCGGAUUAAAUCAAACCCAACUACGAAAAAUCCUAGCCUACUCCUCAAUUGCCCAUCUAGGCUGAAUAGUCUCCAUUCUCCCCUAUUCCUAUAAUUUAACCCAACUUAACUUAAUUCUCUAUAUUAUUAUAACUUCAACAACCUUCCUUCUAUUCAAAACACUUAACUCAACCAAAAUUAACUCUAUCUCCUCAUCUUCAUCAAAAUCCCCCUUACUUUCCAUUAUUGCCCUCAUAACCCUCCUCUCUCUUGGAGGCCUUCCUCCCUUAUCAGGCUUUAUACCAAAGUGACUUAUCUUACAAGAACUAACCAAACAAAAUUUAAUUAUCCCCGCUACUGUCAUGGCCAUAACGGCCCUCCUCAGUCUAUUUUUUUACCUACGUUUAUGUUAUGCUACAACACUAACCAUAUCCCCCGCCCCAAUUAAUAUAUUAACAUCAUGACGAACCAAAUUAUCCCAUAACCUGAUUUUAACAACCACUGCCUCCCUAUCUAUUUUCCUCCUCCCAAUCACCCCAGCCAUCCUCAUACUAAUAUCCUAA